Molecule: messenger RNA, 1061 nt
Organism: Amorphotheca resinae ATCC 22711
Lineage: Eukaryota; Fungi; Ascomycota; Leotiomycetes; Helotiales; Amorphothecaceae
Exons: 4
Coding region: 112-888 (258 amino acids)
Source: RefSeq, a predicted model, not a curated record
CAUCCCCCUCAAGACAAGAAGUCUAUCGCAGGAAUUUCCAUACAACCAACAAACAAGUCACUUUGAUUGCCAGAAGAUUCACCUAGUUAUCUGACCCUUAGAACAGCAGCUAUGACCGCAUUACUCUCUGGAGUCGGCCUCAAGGUUAGGUCUUUGUUUAAAAGCCAGAAGCCUCUUGACACGUGGGUUAAAACUGCCACUACUGAUGACGUACAAAAAGCCCUUACUGAAAUCUUUAUCAACGGCAACGAGGAACAAAAUUUUGGGCCCGCUCUUACACCCACCGAGCUCUCUACUUUCAAAAAGAGCUUCCAGUCUCUCUCUCCAGCUGAUACUGGAAUCUCUGAAUGCCUCAGCUUCUACGCUGGAUACCCUUUUCAACCGUUACCGUUGCCGCUUUCGAGCGAUAGCCUGCUUCGCGCGGUGGUGGCGCUUACAGGGAGAGAUGAGAAGGCUUUAGAUCGCAGAGACGUGGUGAGAAGAGGAGGGGAAGAUAAAGUCUUGAAGCGGGGAAGGACUCAAGACGACAAGCUAAGGUUACUUUUUUGUGCUCUCUCGGGUGGAGAGCCAACACAGGAGGAUAUCCUUGAUGUGCUUUCCCUCGUGCAACCUCGUCCCGACAUGAUUUACGGACCCUGGGGACAUGAACAGCUUCGUCCUAUGGCUGCAAGAUUGGCGCCUCAAAGUCCCACGGCUACAUCCGCGACUAAGGAGCUCGGGAUUCCGAAAGAGAAACUUGUUGCGUUCAUGAAGGCGGUUGACUUCGAAGGUCCAACGGUCGAGGGGGAUGUUAUUAGUUUAGAGAUGUUUAAGAACAUAGCCAAUGAGAAGCCUGGCUUCCUUGAUGCUGUGUCCCGAAAAGCUGGUAUAUUCCUUUCGAAUCCUUAAAGGAUCAGGAGAGAAGAAAGUCUGUCCUGGAAGUUUCUCUAGUCUAAAUAGCAAAGGAGUAAUCUGAAUGGCAGCAUAACGACUCUGGAUUGACGACUAAAUGCAUGUAUAUAUUUAUAUAAGGUUACUAGCGAUGAUGGUGUAUUACACACUGAGAAUUAGAUGCCGCGGUG